GCGGUUGGGGUCUUAGCAGGCAUCAUGCCACCAGAGAUUAUGGCCACGCAACUCAAAAGAGUAUAUGACAGGUCUACAAGAUUGGGUAGGCGACUAACAGCUGAAGAGCGGAAGGAAGAGAGCAAACGAGCCUCAAUGUGUGGCAAGGUCGGUGGGAUGCAGCUACGACGGGCAGAUGGACCCACACUCUAAUUAGAAAUGUACAAGCAUGGGUAGAAAGGAAACACGGAGAAACAGAUUUUUACCUGACACAGUUUUUGACGGGACAUGGAUGUUUUAGAGAGUAUCUCUAUAAAUAUGGACACUACGACGGGACGAAUUGUUCCUUCUGCGACAGAAGCGGAGAAAACGCGCUGCACAUCUUCUUUUUCUGCCGACGGUAUGAAAAGGAGAGAGUCGAUCUGCAGAAACUGACAACGGAACAAGUGACACCGGAUAAUAUAGUGCGGUUUAUGACUGAGUCAAAACAAGUGUGGGAUAGUGUGAGAGCGUGGUGUGCUAUAGUUCUGAAAGAACUAAGAAUGAAAGAGUGGCAACGCAGUGAAAUCAGAAGGAUGAAUGAGGAGUAGGUCUGAAUGACGUGACUGACGAGCCGAAUGGCUAAGCUUGGCCCCACGAUGUAAUGCUCAACGGCAGUUCCGUGGGGCAAAUAAACAAGCGAAGACAAUGGAGUUAAGGGUUUUGGUCUCUGCAUUAGCGGCCAAUACGAAUCGUGCAUACCGUCCGGAAAAAUGACGGUAUCUUUCGAAGAUUCCCCCUCCAAAAUCAAAAAAAAAAAAAAAAGAAAAAAAAAAAAAAAGCUCUCACUAUAUAUUUGAAAUAGCGCAGCGUGGUGGUGCUUGAACAAGUGUUUGCAUGCGACUGUUUUGCUUUCCCAUAGCCACUGGUAUGAUAGCAUUCAGUCUUCCUUGUGUCGAGGGCUACCGAUCGUUCGUAUUCUAUAAAUAACGUAAUAUUUUGUGCUGCUCGUCGCAGCAGAGGCCCUAUGCACGCGUGCAUAGCAAAAUCAACUUGUGCCCACCUCUGCCUUAGACAAACAUUCCAUCAACCACAGAGAAAUCAACAGAUGCAGCAACAACAGCAGCCCCAACCACGCAGCCCAUUUAGACAAGCAAUACAGAGUUUUGGUCAACAAUUCAAAAGGACAAGAAAUGAAGCAUCAAACGCGUACCAGAGAAAGGCACAACGCAUAAACCAAAUAGGCGACCACGAAGACAAUGGAUCACUCUAUCUGACCAACAGCCAACACAUUUUAGACUACGAAGAAUUGUCACCACGAAUACUAUUUCUAAACAAUUUUAAAGGAGAAAUCAUAAUAAACGAGGACCUUCCGAUCCUGAAUGGUACUUUUAUAAUUCACUGCCAUAAUGCUACAAUCAAGAUCAAUGAGAAGUUAUUUUUCAAUGCACAAAGAUCGACAAAUAAGCCCCUACUUGCCCUACUCCAACCACCCUCAACAUCAAACAGAAGCGAGGAAAUACUUUCCUUAGAGAUGCUGAAGCAACUAAAUAUCGAUAAUACAAAAGAAAUAAGCCUCACACAAUCAGCAAACCAACUUAAAUAUACCGCAAAUAUUAUUUUAACCGUCAUAUUGUUAAUCAUUAUCAUAUACUUAACAAAAUCCGUUCUAUCACCCAAGGUGGACAAACAAAAACGGUCCAUCGAUCUAACAGAAACCGCAGUCGAAGGACUUAACCAGAUCUUAAAUAAGCCUAAAGGUCCAAACGAGGACGUUUGAAUCUCAGGGGGGGCCUGUUAGCACGACACAUAUUAACAAAUGUUAAGACACGCAUACUAUUACACCAACAUUCUUUAGCGCAACAUAACACCUCAUUAUGUUAAGGCAUAGGCAUCCAACAUACAUCCAACUAAUAAAGUCGCUGACGUUGCGGCAUGUGUAACUCCAGACUAUGGGAACGGACGGCCAGCAACAUAAAUCUAGCAAAACGGUGGAAACCACAAAAUCAGCACUUUUGGUCACAUAGCAGUAGCGACAGAUUUAGGGCUAGCAUUAAAAAUGAUAAUAUGUAAAGUUUAGUUUUUAGUUGGAGUUGAAGGAAUAAAGGAGCAUAGCUCCCGAAAAUAUAUUUUUUGAAAUCAACCAUUUGUG
Molecule: messenger RNA, 2110 nt
Organism: Bactrocera tryoni
Lineage: Eukaryota; Metazoa; Arthropoda; Insecta; Diptera; Tephritidae
Exons: 2
Coding region: 986-1738 (250 amino acids)
Source: RefSeq, a predicted model, not a curated record